UCUUUAUAACCCCAGAGCCGGAGUCUCUAGCUUUAGCCAUCCUUCUUCCCUAUGUAAGGUCUGGAGCCUCUGGACCCAGCCUUGGUGUGUGAAGGGUCAAUAUAGUGGGCAGGUAUUUGGUGCUGAGCGGUGGAACCAAGAAGUCCCAGAGGUCUCAGCGAGAGAUUUGGAGACAGAGAAAAAAAUAGAAAGAAGUUUGAGACACAAGAAAGCCUAUAGAGGUUGCCUGCCCAAAAUGGAGACUGCUAUGGUCAGAGAGAACAGACUUCAUGGGAUUCCAGAAUGUGCCUUUGAGUUCCAGCUCUGUCACUGAUGGCUGCAUGACAUUAGGCACGCGAUCAAAUUUUCUAAGGUUGUCUCUCCUUGUUUACAAAUUGAGGAAUUUGAAGGGAAUUCAACACCCCCUUUCCUCCAUACACAAUGACAUUGGGACCCCUGGAAAACAACAGUAGUAUUGCUUCCUCCUUCCUGCUGAGUGGCAUUCCCGGGCUGGAACACAUGCACAUCUGGAUCUCCAUCCCAUUAUGUCUCAUAUAUCUGGUUUCCAUCCUGGGCAACUGCACAAUUGUUUUUAUCAUUAAAACGGAGCCUUCACUCCAUGAACCAAUGUACCUUUUCCUGUCCAUGCUGGCUGUGACUGACCUAGGUCUGUCUCUUUGCACACUUCCUACAGUGCUGGGCAUAUUUUGGAUUGGGGCACGAGAUAUUGGUCAUGAGGCUUGUUUUGCCCAACUCUUUUUCAUUCAUUGUUUGUCUUUCCUGGAGUCCUCUGUGCUACUGUCCAUGGCCUUUGACCGCUUCGUGGCCAUCUGUCAUCCCUUGCGCUAUGCUUCCAUUCUCACCAAUACAGUCAUUGGCAGAAUUGGCCUAGCUUCCCUGGGCCGCAGUGUAGCACUCAUUUUCCCAUUGCCUUUUAUGCUCAGAAGAUUCCCUUACUGUGGCUCACUGGUCCUCUCACAUUCCUAUUGUCUCCAUCAAGAGGUGAUGAAAUUGGCCUGUGCAGAUAUCAAAGCCAACAGCAUCUAUGGCAUGUUUGUUAUUGUUUCCACAGUGGGUGUAGACUCACUGCUCAUUCUCUUUUCCUAUGCCUUGAUUCUGCGUACAGUGCUGUCCAUUGCAUCCAAGGUGGAGAGAUUCAAAGCUCUUAACACCUGUGUUUCCCACAUCUGUGCUGUGCUUCUCUUCUACUCUCCCAUGAUUGGCUUGUCCAUCAUCCAUCGCUUUGGGAAGCAGGCACCUCAUCUGGUCCAAGUUAUCAUGGGCUUUGUGUAUCUUUUAUUCCCUCCCCUAAUGAACCCUAUCAUUUACAGUGUGAAGACAAAACAGAUCCGAGAUCGUGUGACCCAUGUCUUUUGUUAGUAGCUGGAUCUAGCCUUGGAGGCAAUAUUUCCUUAAAUGUACCAUUACUCCCCUAUCCUUAUAAUAUCAAUUGUACAUAAAAUGAAGGAGGUUGCUACUUAUGUACUCAACAAACAUAUACAGGAAAUUGUAUUAUUCAUAGUAAAUAGAAGUUGAUAUAGGAACAAAAAUACACUGUCCUGUAGCAGGGGGAAGAGAGUGUCAAGAAAGAUUCUCUGAAUUGACAGCCUUAAGGGGCAUAUAGGAGUUAGGAAAUCAAAGUAAGAAAUUACAGUCCAAAGCAACAGCAUGUGCAAAGCUGAGGCAGAAGUGUGAGACAGGAAAUACAUUAAGAGAAAUAUCUGAAGUUAUUUUUGUCAUAAUCAUUGAUCUCUUGCAUAUCAAGAAAGAGUAGAGAACAUGGGUUGAUGGUGGGGGACAAAGUGGAAAUAGGUUGAGACAC
Molecule: messenger RNA, 1801 nt
Organism: Phyllostomus discolor (pale spear-nosed bat)
Lineage: Eukaryota; Metazoa; Chordata; Mammalia; Chiroptera; Phyllostomidae
Product: olfactory receptor 51G2
Exons: 3
Coding region: 421-1359 (312 amino acids)
Biological process (GO): G protein-coupled receptor signaling pathway
Cellular component (GO): membrane
Molecular function (GO): olfactory receptor activity; G protein-coupled receptor activity
Source: RefSeq, a predicted model, not a curated record